UCGUGUCCGAAAGAAGGGAUAAUAAUCGACUUUGAAUUCUGGAAGAUGGGAAGUCUCACCACCCAUCAGGAUCUCGAAUCCCCGCCAGGUAUAUAAAAGUCACCUCUGUCAUGAUCUCGUGUUUAGUUUCAGAAAGCAGCAGUCAUCGCCUCUUUCACAAUGAAGAUUUACAUUGUAGCGGCAGUUGUAUUCCUGGCUGGAUUGUCGGCGGCUCGUCCCCAAUUAAAGGAAGGACAAAUGUUCAGCAAUGAGGCGAUUCGACAAGCGCAGGAAACUUAUUUAAUUCCAAAGGAUGCUGCGAUACAAAAUGUUCAGGAGAGUCAUGAAUUGCGCGCCUAUGAAUCAAUUCCCGGCAAUCAGAGAAUUAAUUUAUUUGAAAUUUUAGGCGAUCAAGUGCCACCCGAGGUCGUUAAUAAUCUUCAAAGUCAAAUCGAUCAAAUCGGAAAGAAUAAAUAAGAAUUAUUUUUAUUUAUUCAAUUUCGCUGAUUAAUUCGUUACUAUCAUUUUUGUUGUUUUUGUGAUUAUGACGUUAUUUUAAGUGAUGUAUAUAUAAAUUUAAUUUUUUUACACUUUUUUAAAAUAAAAAAAAUUUUUACAAUAA
Messenger RNA from Leptopilina heterotoma, 601 nucleotides. RefSeq lists its product as uncharacterized. The transcript has 2 exons. The record is from RefSeq and is a predicted model, not a curated record. The coding region runs from base 160 to 456 and encodes 98 amino acids. Lineage: Eukaryota; Metazoa; Arthropoda; Insecta; Hymenoptera; Figitidae.